Molecule: messenger RNA, 1005 nt
Organism: Cylindrotheca closterium
Lineage: Eukaryota; Bacillariophyta; Bacillariophyceae; Bacillariales; Bacillariaceae
Source: the annotation of a GenBank genome assembly
AUGAGUGCAACGACCACCAAUGCUCCUCAUCCUGAUAUUAAAAACAGAGACUUGUUGGCCGUCCGUGCGUGGGUAACCGGGAAUGACGUCCACCAAUACGAUGAUGUCCACCAAUCGACAGUCCUUUUGGAUUUGACGCAUUCCAACUUGCAACAACGUCACAUUGAAAUUCGGUUUGACAAGCACGACACUCUCGAACACUUGAGAAACAAAAUUCAUCAAAAGUCGGGAACGGCACCGCAUUUUCAGCACUUGCAAAUCAAGAGUGCGAAUCAUGUCAUGCAAGAAAUUCCUCCAGAAACAGAAGAUCACUUCAAGUUGGGAUAUUUUGGAUUGGUGAAUCAUGGUUUGGAAGUCCAUUGCAUCGAUCUGAAUCCACAUUCGGGUAGUGCUGGAGGACAAUACGAGGAUACUUCCUUGGUGGAGAAGUAUAGAAUGUCUGAUGAGGAGUACAAUCAGCGCAAGGGAACUCUUCGUGAAUGGGGAGAAGAGCAAAGGGCCAAAAACCCCAACUUUAGCAUGGCCAAGCAUGCUAGGCUACAUCGAGAAAUGGUCGAUGCCAAGCGGGCGCUCAAACAAGGAUUGCCUCUACCCAAAGGAUUUUUCCUCGACACGAAUGGAAAGGUCUGUCGAGAUGACGAUGAUGAUGUCCAAGCCCCAGUUUCAAAAGCUGCUGACCCAUCCUUAGAGGAAGACGAAUUGUUGCACGGGGAAGAAACCGUUGCUGGGAAAGAAAUCGGUAUGCGGUGCCAAGUGCAACCUGGCAGUCGCCGUGGCUUGGUUUCCUAUGUUGGACCCAUCCCUGAGUUGGGUGCUGGACAAUGGCUGGGUGUCACCUUUGAUGAACCAGUCGGAAAUAAUGAUGGAAGAGUUCCAAAGGGAGACAACAAGCAAUACUUUGAAGCCAUGGACAAGCAUGGUGGAUUUGUACGAGGGAUCAAUGUUGAGGUUGGAGACUUUCCAGAACGAAAUUUGUUCGAUGACAGUGAUGAAGAUGAAUUGUAA